Serpula lacrymans var. lacrymans S7.9 is the source of this 871-nucleotide messenger RNA. RefSeq lists its product as uncharacterized. NCBI's taxonomy places the organism in Eukaryota, Fungi, Basidiomycota, Agaricomycetes, Boletales, Serpulaceae. The record is from RefSeq and is a predicted model, not a curated record. The coding region runs from base 139 to 744 and encodes 201 amino acids. The transcript is spliced from 4 exons.
AACAAUAAUACUCAGGAAGGUGGCCAUAAUACUGCCUUUGGUGAAAUUGUGGUUGUGGACAACUGGUCGCCAUGAAGAUCACAAUAGAACCAUCCUUUGUGCUUGGACCUUCAUGAUUGGUAUAAAUGUCGUGUCAACAUGUCCAAUUCUAAGACUACGUGGCGUUCAACCUUUAGCAAACGAUCGCCCAAUUCCAAAUCUGCCGGUCAAGAUAGCCCUCCCAGGCUUCGAAUCCUUGCUAAAGACGCUCAUGAUCUGGAAUCUAAGAGCUCCGACUCUUCUGACACUCAGAGCAGUGAUGCCGACUCCGACGACGAGCACACACUCACCGCUUUCGGCGAUAUAUCCCUUUCCGAAAGCUGUUAUAUCUCUAGCACCCCACCCAUCCACCCAUCCUCAUACAAGCCAACUCUCAAAUUGAGGGUAAGACGUCCCCCUAUGCCGAAGAAGAAGUGGAGUGACAACUAUUCUAAGAGCGUCUAUGACGAGUCGUGGUCCAUAUCACCUCCGACCCCUUCUAGCAAAGGGCAGUUUUCAUUGCUCUUGGACAAACUGAGCCCAUCGAAACCAUCCUUCACGGAGGGGAUAUCAAACAAAAAAUUUAGCAACCCACUGAAUCGUUCCAAUGGAGGUUCCAAACCACUGGAGUCAAACGAGUCGCAAGCAGGAGAUCAAAAUAUCCGGUCGAAGGGGAUGAGAAAACUCCCCGUUCGGCCACCCAUUCCCAAAUGGGAUGACAAUUAACGAAUCUGCUUUCACGCACAUUUACUUUCACUUAUUAAUAUUGCAUAUCGUCAUGUGUAUUCUAGUUAAACUGCAAGUGAAGCACUGUAUUUUCAAUGACAACAAUUUCAAAUCGUGAUAUAUCAUG